CCUGUUACGUUCGAUAACGCGAGUGCGAAUCGUGUGCGUGAGUGAAACAAACGAAUCUACCUAUGGCAGACGAGAAGGACAGUAGCGAAGAGUCGGACGAGAGUUUGGACGCGAGAAGCGACAAGUUCGAUUCACUGAAAGCCCUGUAUUCGAGCAAGGGGCGAUUAUCGUCCUACAAUGCGCCUAUCUACGAUAACAUCAGCAAAUUCGAGUCCGUCCUGAGGAGACCCGUCUCAUCAAUCAAAACAGAUAGCGGGCCGGCCGUCGCGGGAUCAUCCUCGAGGCAGCGAUUUUUACCGCACCAAGAACCUGUGCCCAGUACAAGACGUGGCAGACGGAGCCUGGGGCAGAAGAAUGUUCUCUCGAAAAUGCAAAGGACCCUCGGCCCGUUAGGAAUGCUCUACAGUUGCAUGGAGAACAAGAACCGGGUUAGGGUCUACACUAGAAACGCGCGCAACAUAAGGGGACACAUAGAGGCAUACGUGGCUGCCUUCGACAAGCAUUGGAACCUCGCGCUGGAAGACUGCUACGAGGUCUGGAGUCGCAAAGUCAAGAGGAAAGCGCCUGCCCUCGGCGCUGACGCGGUCAAGGUGGAGGCGGCAGAGAACGACGUCCCUAAGGCGGUGGUGAGGAAGAUCGAGGGAAAGAUGGAGACCUUGGAGAGACACGUGCCGCAGAUGCUACUGAGGGGGGAACAGGUCGCUAUAAUCGUCAAAAUCAAUUGAUUGCGCGCGGUUUACGCGCGCUAUCGCCUUAAGGGUCGUUUACAGCACGCCGCCGGAUGCAAUUCGCGCUUAUACAGCCGGCAGUUUUCUCGUCGUUAACUCCCUAACAUCGCCUUGUUAUUUAUUUCUUUGACGGAAUUUUAUCUUACGCAUACACACACACAUGAGGAGAACGCGAUAAAUGUUCAAGGAUGAAAAUCCCAUAUUCACGCGCACGCGGGACCUCCUAAAAUUGUAUAACGAAAUUUGAUCCGUCGCGACGUGUCCUAAGAAACGUAUUAAUCAUCCCGAAAUUAUGUACGAUACGAAAACACGCGUCGUCACCUGAUUACGCGACUGCACCGUCGUGAUUUACAUAACCAGAAUUGUCGCUCGAACGACUCUUUCUUUUAAUACAC
Dinoponera quadriceps is the source of this 1123-nucleotide messenger RNA. RefSeq names its product U7 snRNA-associated Sm-like protein LSm11 (gene Lsm11). Gene Ontology annotation, molecular function: U7 snRNA binding. Lineage: Eukaryota; Metazoa; Arthropoda; Insecta; Hymenoptera; Formicidae. Gene Ontology annotation, biological process: mRNA 3'-end processing by stem-loop binding and cleavage. Gene Ontology annotation, cellular component: U7 snRNP. The coding region runs from base 63 to 725 and encodes 220 amino acids. The record is from RefSeq and is a predicted model, not a curated record. The transcript has 5 exons.